UUUCCUCAUUUUCCUUCACACCCAAAUCCCCCUCCCUUCUUAUCCUUUCAGUUUGGAAGCUGAAACAGACAAAACAUCACAUAUCAUACUUAUCCAUACACUGUUCUUCCUCUUCAACUCAGAGCUCUCUCUUUUCUUCUGUUGUCCUCUGUUUCUGUCUGAUUUGGUUGUUGUGGAAUUAUGGGGAGGUCACCUUGUUGUGAGAAAGCUCAUACAAAUAAAGGAGCUUGGACCAAAGAAGAAGACCAACGCCUCAUCGACUACAUCCGCAUCCACGGCGAGGGUUGCUGGCGCUCCCUUCCUAAACAAGCUGGGUUGCUUAGAUGCGGCAAGAGCUGCCGGCUCAGGUGGAUAAACUACCUCCGGCCUGAUCUCAAGCGUGGGAAUUUCACCGAAGAAGAAGACGAGCUCAUUAUCAAGCUACACAGCUUACUCGGAAACAAAUGGUCUCUAAUUGCGGGACGUUUACCUGGACGAACCGACAAUGAAAUCAAAAACUACUGGAACACCCACAUCAAGAGAAAGCUCCUCACCCGCGGCCUCGACCCUCAAACCCACCGCCCCCUGAACGAAACUGCCGCCGCCGCUACCACCGCGGCAGCUUCUCGGUUGGAUUUCAGAAACGGGUCUCCGCCGUUUUUGUCAGUCGAGAAAAUUAACAGCCUGAUGGAUCAAACCAACUUCAAGAACAACAACAACAGCAGCAAGAUUCUUCUGUUCCAACCCAAGAAAGAAGAAGAGUACACCAACACUUUAGAAGAGGCCAAUUGCAGCAGCAGUGGCACAACAACAGAAGAAGACCAGCAACAACAACAGAAGCCAGAUGUCAUGUACAAGUGUGGUGACCUAAACUUGGACCUUUCUAUAGGGCUGGAGCCGUUUCAGUCCGAGCCAACUCGGGCAUCCUCCGGAAACUCGGCCGAGUCGAAACUGACUCACCGGACUCAUAAAAAUUACGAGAUGUUUGCUCAGGCGGCGGCGGUGUGUCUGUGUUGCCAGGUGGGGUUUCAGAGUAGUGAGGCAUGUAGGAGUUGUCAGUGCGCAAAUAGAUUCUACAGAUUUCACAGACCCUUGAAUCCUUAGUCCAGUUUUCUUUUCUUUUUUGUGUUUUUUUUUUUACUUUUUUUGGGAUUAUACAAAAUUUCGUUGUUAUAGAUGAAUUUGGCACAGUUUAAGAUAAAUUCAGUUGAAUUCACUUUCUGAAAAAUGUAACUCUGUAUUAUUAUAUACAACAAAGAAUGAGUU
Messenger RNA from Argentina anserina (silverweed cinquefoil), 1245 nucleotides. Its product is annotated as transcription repressor MYB6-like. The coding region runs from base 181 to 1083 and encodes 300 amino acids. The transcript is spliced from 3 exons. The record is from RefSeq and is a predicted model, not a curated record. Lineage: Eukaryota; Viridiplantae; Streptophyta; Magnoliopsida; Rosales; Rosaceae.